GAUAAGCAAUCCAUCAUUCCAAAGAACUGGGCAUUUUUAAUGGAGUUGCCUUAUCAUUAUUUGGGGGUUAUUGGAAAGAUGAUAGGCGAAUGCAUCAUUCCAAAGAACUGGGCGGGAGGAAAACGUUGUACACUACGGUGUCAGAAUUGGGUAUUUUCAUUGGAAUCAUUCCAAAGAACUGGGCGGGAGGAAAACGUUGUACACUACGGUGUCAGAAUUGGGUAUUUUCAUUGGAAUCUAUCUUUUUCCUCGAUAUGCAUUGUCGGAUUCAUAGAUCUUAUCCCCAUUUAAUAGUAACUAGAAAGUUUAAUAUAAGCGCUUCUUGUUUAUAACAAGCCAAGAGGAGGGAAGUUAAAAUGUACAUACUGUAAUGUGUUAGUUAUUUAAUUAAUUGCCUUCUGGGAGUGCUCCGCAUUGGGUUUUCAAAACCAGUAUAUUUCUCUUCCUGGUUUUGCGUGUAACUAAAUUGCCUUGGGAUGUCUUUUCCAUCAAAUUCCUUUUCCAGAGUAUGGUGGAAUUCGCUUGUGCAAAGUCGUUUGUUGCAGAGGAUAUCAAAUAAUUCUGAUGGUGUCUGUAAUGGGCCAGGGCCCUAUAGUUUUUUGAGACCUUUGGGUGCACAAAGAUGGGAUUCUGGAACACAAAGCCGGAAUUUUGUAACCCAAAAGCAGAACCCAAUUCAAAAGCAUUUGGUCCAUGAAGCUUUACAAUCUUCCGGCAAAUCGGUGCAUUGUGGGUGGAGGCAUUGUGGGAUUAGAACUGAAGCAGAGAAAGGUGUGGCUGAGUAUUCCAGCCAAGAGCUUGCUUCGGAAGAUGAUGGCGAAAACCAGUUUCUGGAGUUUCCAGGUGGGAAAGUUCAAUUUACUUCUGAAAUGAGCUUCAUAUCAGAGUCUUCAAAUACUCGUGUACCUUGCUACAGAAUUCUGGAUAAUUAUGGACAUCAGAUUGCAACUGAUGGUAUAUAUGAGGUUAACAAAGAAUUGGCAUUGAAAAUGUACGAUAGUAUGGUAACUCUUCAGGUAAUGGACAUCAUCUUUUAUGAAGCUCAAAGACAAGGCAGAAUUUCUUUUUAUCUAACAUCUAUUGGGGAAGAGGCUAUCAAUAUUUCAUCAGCAGCUGCUUUGAGUAUUGAUGAUGUUAUUUUUCCUCAGUAUAGGGAGCCAGGUGUUCUCCUGUGGCGUGGUUUUACAUUACAAGAAUUUGCAAACCAGUGCUUUGGGAAUGCGGCUGAUUAUGGCAAGGGCCGGCAGAUGCCUAUACAUUAUGGAUCUAAUGCAUUAAAUUAUUUUACUAUAUCUUCACCUAUAGCAACACAGAUUCCUCAGGCAGUAGGUGCAGCAUAUUCACUAAAAAUGGACAAGAAACAAGCUUGUGCAGUAACUUAUUUUGGUGAUGGUGGAUCUAGUGAGGGAGAUUGUCAUGCUGCAUUGAACUUUGCAGCAGUUCUAGAAGCUCCAGUUAUAUUUAUUUGCCGAAACAAUGGAUGGGCAAUCAGCACCCCAUCUUCAGAACAGUUUAGAAGUGAUGGUAUUGUUGUUAGAGGGCAUGCUUAUGGGAUUAGAAGCAUUCGAGUAGACGGCAAUGAUGCACUUGCCAUGUACUCCGCAGUUAGAAUGGCGCGACAAAUUGCAAUCAACGAGUGCAAACCUGUAUUAAUAGAGGCACUUACAUAUCGAGUGGGUCACCAUUCAACAUCUGAUGAUUCAACCAAAUAUCGUAGAAUAGAUGAAAUUGAGCACUGGAAGAUAAAACAUGAUCCUGUUUCAAGGUUUAGAAAGUGGCUGAAUCGAAAUAAUUGGUGGAAUGAGAAGGAUGAAUUAGAACUUAGGAAUGAAAUACGAAACAAGAUUUUACAGGCCAUUCAGGUUGCUGAGCGCAUGGAAAAGCCAGGCAUAGAAAAUCUUUUCUCUGAUGUGUAUGAUAAAGUUCCAUUAAAUCUCCAGGAACAAGAAAAAGACCUCCGUGAAAUGGUUGCACGACAUAAAGAAGAUUACCCAAGUGAUGUACCUCUAUAGAGACAGAAUAUGAAUAAUAUAACUCUUCACGUUUUCUCAGUAGAACAUGAUUCAUUGAUCAACACUUCCGUGAAGUAGAGGGAUGCCUAUACAUUUGAUGGAUCAUUGGUCUGCUAGCUUCUAUAUAACCAAAUUAAUUAUAUAUUUAGACUUGGCUGUAUAUCA
Molecule: messenger RNA, 2177 nt
Organism: Cryptomeria japonica (Japanese cedar)
Lineage: Eukaryota; Viridiplantae; Streptophyta; Pinopsida; Cupressales; Cupressaceae
Product: 2-oxoisovalerate dehydrogenase subunit alpha 2, mitochondrial
Exons: 9
Coding region: 477-2012 (511 amino acids)
Biological process (GO): branched-chain amino acid catabolic process
Molecular function (GO): oxidoreductase activity, acting on the aldehyde or oxo group of donors, disulfide as acceptor
Source: RefSeq, a predicted model, not a curated record